AUGCUGCGCUCCCUCAAACGGCCGCGCGAGGAUGAGCCCGCCCGCGAUGAUUCCAAGAAACUCUGUCCAACAUGGCCACUCGCGACCGGUUCCCUUCAAUCCUCCACCGAUCUCGACCAGACCAUGCGAUUUCGCGCGCCAGCCUUGACACCCGUCGACUCGGAUGAUGAGUGUCCUAGCACCGACGGGAGGGAGAACAAGUCAUAUACGGGCGCGAUGCAGGUGCUAGACAGCCAAGCCCACCCAUCCCCUCUUCAGCUGAACCCAGCCCCGUCAAAACUGCUAGCAGCUGGAGAUGAUGGCUUCCAAUGGCCACAGGCCCAUAUUCCCAGCCAGCCAUCGCCAAUCCCUCGCGCGCUGGUUAAUCGUUCCCUCGAUAUCAACGCCUCAGCAUUGACAGCCCCGGGCUUUGGCCACGAAGAUGCAGACCAGCAAUACCAGAACCAGGCAGACACAAUUAUGGAAGACAGUCCCUUCCACAAGGACCAGGCACCACCACUCCCCCCACCCGCCAUCCGCAUCCCUAGCCCCAUCAGCGACGACGACAUGACCAUGGCCAACACGAACACCAGUGACGCCGGGGCCUAUCAAGCCUCAUACCAAGUCUCCUACCGCGCCUCACCUGCCCCGGGCCUGGAUUACGGAAACAUCUCCACCGAGCCGGUCGCCGCGCAUCCCAUGUCGCCUGCUGCGAGUGCAAGUUCCAAUGCCUCGCAAACGACCCCGGUUCCGACAUCCUGCUCGGAGUCAUCGCAUCGUCGCUCAGCGUUGGUGAUGGGCUACCGCGCGGACUGCGAUAAGUGUCGUUGCAAGGUUCCUGGGCACUACAGCCAUAUCGUUCAGAGGGCUUGA
Messenger RNA from Penicillium argentinense, 852 nucleotides. RefSeq lists its product as uncharacterized. The transcript has 2 exons. The coding region runs from base 1 to 852 and encodes 283 amino acids. NCBI's taxonomy places the organism in Eukaryota, Fungi, Ascomycota, Eurotiomycetes, Eurotiales, Aspergillaceae. The record is from RefSeq and is a predicted model, not a curated record.